AUGCAUCUCCUUACCACUCAGAUUUCUCUCCUCCUCGCUGUAUCAGCUACCCUUGUCGCCGCUCAAGAUGGCACGCCCACAUCUGCAAACACAAACAGCAACUCAUAUUGUGCUUCUCAGAAACUUGUAGAUUCAUGCGUCGCAGCCAUGAAAGUAAAAUUCACGCAAUGUUCCGAAAGUGACUGGGAUUGCAAAUGUUCAGGCGCUGCAAAUAUCGCCAAUUGUUAUGUAGACUGCUCCGAUGAUGACCCAGCACGGUCUGCCGCUCAAGUCCUCAGCAUGAAUGAUUGCGCCACUGCGAAUGCAUACGAUGUGGGAUUGACCACCGUUGCACCCUCAUGGACUCGUCCUGGCUCUAAUGCCGCACAACCGACCGAGACAGAUUAUACUAUAGCUACCACUACUGCUACACCGACACCAACUUUAAGUGCCCACGAGAAGUCGACGAGUCCAUCGGAGGGGGCAGCGGCGGCGAAUUCAGCUGGCAGUUGGUUGGCUCUCGUGGGGUUGGGAUUAGGGAUUGCAUUUUGA
Molecule: messenger RNA, 531 nt
Organism: Penicillium paradoxum
Lineage: Eukaryota; Fungi; Ascomycota; Eurotiomycetes; Eurotiales; Aspergillaceae
Product: GPI anchored serine-threonine rich protein
Exons: 3
Coding region: 1-531 (176 amino acids)
Source: RefSeq, a predicted model, not a curated record